Molecule: messenger RNA, 852 nt
Organism: Morone saxatilis (striped sea-bass)
Lineage: Eukaryota; Metazoa; Chordata; Actinopteri; Moronidae
Gene: pigp
Product: phosphatidylinositol glycan anchor biosynthesis, class P
Exons: 5
Coding region: 213-602 (129 amino acids)
Biological process (GO): GPI anchor biosynthetic process
Molecular function (GO): phosphatidylinositol N-acetylglucosaminyltransferase activity
Source: RefSeq, a predicted model, not a curated record
UCGGACAUCGACGGUGUUUGUUUGACAGCUGCAGUGUUUUGGAGAGUGUCACAGUUUUAUCAGAAAUUGUAGUUAUAACGUCUUUUUAACUUAUAUUACUCUUUAAUUUGACUUUUUUGAUAAAUGUGUUAAAAAAAAAAGUUGGAGUUCAGUUUAACGUUAGCACUAGUUUUUACUGCUACAUGAACCAAAGCUGUACGUAUUAACAGAUUAUGGUGGAAAACUCUCCCUCUCCUCUGCCUGAGAGGGCCAUUUAUGGCUUUGUUCUUUUCCUUGGCUCCCAGUUUGGCUUCAUUCUGUAUUGUUUGUGGGCAUUUAUACCAGAGGAGUGGCUUCAUUCAAUAGGACUCACUUACUGGCCUCAAAAAUAUUGGGCCCUCGCUGUGCCGAUUUAUCUGCUUGUUGCAAUAACCAUCAUGGCGGUGUUGCUGUUCGGAGUCAACAUGAACAACACGGCUCCACUCGACUCCGUGGACAACAUCACAGAUGUGUAUGCUCAAGGCCAACGGACAAAAGACUGCCAGAAGGGAGGAAUACCCCGACUGAAAGAUGUUUCCAUUAGCGAAGUCAACAAAAUGUUCUAUUUGUCGCCCAAGCAAUAACAAGCAGAAACUGAUUUUAGCUGGAGGUAUAUGGCAGUAAGCUGCUGCAAGAAAUGCAACGUGGUCAGAAAGAUUUAUUUAAAUUAAUUUACAUUUUCUAUAUUGGACAAAAUAAUUGCCUGUGUUCAUAUUAAUAGUAACGAUAUGUUGAAUGUGAUGUAACACAAUAUCACAAACAACCUAUUGUCAGUUCAACUUGUUCACUGGAUGAAAAAGGGAGUAAUAAUAAAUGACAUUUUUUAUAUAUAUA